UGGGGAUAGUAAAGGUAAAAACGGUUAUGUCAAUACAUUGUGGCUAGAUCAGACAGUUUAGUAAGAGAUUAACACGUACAACAACUUGUGGCGUUUUUUACGAGUCAAAAGGGCCUAUGUUAGCGGUGAGAGAGAGAAUCAAAAGGGUAGAAAAAUAAAUAAUUUGUAUAAUGUAAAGUGAAAUAAGAAGAAGAAAGGAAGAAAAUGCAAUCUAGGAAAAUAGUGGAUGAGAUUGAGAAGGAAAAUAAUGAUAAUCAAAAGGGGAUGCAGCUUGAUCCUGCCUCUGCCCUCCAACAAUUUCUUGAUCACAUACCUAUUACUUCCAUACCCGCCAUAAAUACCAAAUCACUUGUGUUGGAGAUUAAAGCUGGAGACUCUAUAAGGGAUGCAAUUCAUAUGUUGUACGAAAAGGACACAUUUGGUGCAGUCGUUGUGGAUGUCUUGGACAAUGAAACUGCCGGCAGCAUAGCAUUUUCUCAUCGCUAUAUUGCUUUCGUUGCUUUUUCAAACAUGAUUCUUUGGUGUCUUCAUGAAUAUGAAAACAUCAGGGAAAAUGACACGGAUAACCAUCUCACGGAUAUAGAUGACGACAUCUUUUUCUCCAUCCUUGACCGGAUUCCUCAGAUCGGACAAACCAAGGUUAGCGAAUUGGCUAAAUCAUUCCUCUGGGAACCAUUUUUCCCCGUACAAUUGGACGACACGAUUCUUCAUGCACUGCUACUUCUUUCUAAGCAUAGGCUGCAAGUUUUGCCUGUCAUACAACAACCUGAUGCCGUACUCAUCGGUUUCGUUACACAGAAUUCCCUAGUCCAACUACUUCUUCAAUCAAGCAAACUAGAGUGGUUUGAUAUUAUUGCAGACAAGAACUUGUCAGAUUUUCGAUUUGAAGGCCAAGAACGCCCGAGUUGUGUAUUUGGGGACCAAACUGUUGCACAUGCUUUGAAGUUGCUAUGGCAGAACCAAACUUGUGCAGUUGCAGUUGUAGAUAGACAAACCAAGAAGCUCAUCGGUAAUGUGAGGAAAAGCGACAUUUAUAAUCUUGUAAAGAAUGAUGAUCUCCUUAGAAGUAGAAGGAUAUUCACUGUCGAAGAAUUUGUUCACGCAGAGACCAACAAGACAGACACUAAACCAACCAUUGAACAUGACCAUGGUGUUGAUCACGCGGCUGAAAGUCUCCACCGUAAAAAUAGCUACAAACCGAGAAUGGAUUCACCAGUGACCAACAAGAAAAAUGACACGCUCAAGCAAGUAAUGGAGCAUAUGACAGAGACUAAUAGCAGUUUCAGUUUUCUGAUCAAUGAUAAUGAACAAGUUACAGGUUUGAUAACAGUGAGAGAUAUAAUUCUGCAAUUUGCCCCUCCUUGUGUGAAUUCUAGUAUUGGUGGAGGUGGAUUUUUUGAAUUGGCUUUGGAGCAGAGUGGAUGUCAAAUUAAGAACGGAACUAUGACUCGUAAUCGUUGAUCAAGGUAUGCGCCAAUGCAUUUACUUAAAGAAAGUGUAAUAGACAAAUUUUCUGUUUUAUAAGAUGUUAUUGAGCUCCAAAUCAAAGACCCUUUUUAUUGGAGAAAGAUUCUUCAGCAAUGACACGAUGGAACGCUGCCUACGACAUACAUGAAGACACUUUUCAGGAAUUUGGAUUCCUUAUAGGGAAAAGUGACUGUAGAGACAAUCUUGAUUGCUGGUAAAAAUCAGAUGGUUGAGACCGAUUUAUUAAAUAUACAAUGAAGUUGUCUGAUCUUGCAUGUAUAGUACUUAUUUGUCUGACUGUGAGACUACAGAGAUUGCCUAAGGCAGACAAGAAGAAAUGAUCACCGGAAAGGAGAACAAAUACACAUAUUAUGUUUGCCUAUAUCAGUAUUUCAUGACAUGUUUUGUAGACCAACACAAUCUUGGUGCUAUCAAGAUUGGGCUCAUAUCUUAAUAAUGUCUAUUACUCUAUCAUUUAUAAAAACAAGAAUUAUGUUAAAAAAUACUAUUUCUUAUUGGUUGAAAUUUAUUGUAAACUAGCUGAA
This is a messenger RNA of Cicer arietinum (chickpea), 2012 nucleotides long. RefSeq names its product SNF1-related protein kinase regulatory subunit gamma-1-like. The record is from RefSeq and is a predicted model, not a curated record. Lineage: Eukaryota; Viridiplantae; Streptophyta; Magnoliopsida; Fabales; Fabaceae.